CGUGAGGAAUACUCGAAGAUGAGUCUAGAAUAGGCGAGUAAUCGAUGAUGACCGAUCCAGAGCAAAUCCGGGAUGCGUUCAACUCCGCCAGCGGGUUCUUGAACUCGGUUCUCAAUAGAGAUGAGAUUCAAAGAUCACAAGGACAAUCCCUUGUGGAAAUACUGAGUCGAGGUUUGGAUCCUUCGCCAGCCAGCGAUAAGACUGCCAGAGCUGCCGUCGUUGGCAAGGCGUUGGAUCUACUGAGUGAAAUUCAUAAUGCGUUUGUCACACCAGUAAACUAUCAGGAACUCUCUCAGCAACCUGAAGUCAAGGUCGAGAAUCCCGCUCUCGAAGAUGCAAAACGCCGUCAGAUGAUCCAUGCAUUGCUGGACCUGAUAUCUUUGGAGGGAAUUUACCCUUCCCUCUCGUCCGGUGUGGGCAUUCCUUUGCAGCAAAGAGUGAUCUCGGUGCUCCCAGCUGGCGUCAUUGCAAAACAGACUUCGGUGCCUGCAAGUAGCAUACCCCAUGACGAAGCUCUUCUUAAACAGAUCAUGAACGUGCUUCUUAGCAUCACUCUGGAUGACAAAGAUAGCAUCCAGCCAAUCAUUCGAGGUCGCAUUCUGAGUGAUAUUAUCAGCGGGGCAGCCGAUCUCGCAUUUAAUCCCAAUGUUAUCGGUUCGGAGACAAAGAUCUAUUAUCAAAAGGGUUUCCUGAAGAUCAUUGAUGAUACUCCAAGCUCGGUCCUCCUGCCCACGCUCUCUGCCUUCCUCCAGGUAGAGACUGCAGCAUGGUUUAAAUCUACCAUAUCAAAGCCAAUCGCUCAUGUACCACUUCGACCAGGUGGUGUCUUGCAUACUAUCAUGUUCAUCGCGUCACAAGUUGCCCCAACCCUUGGGCAGGAAGCGCAAAGUGAGCCAUCUAUCGGUCCUCAUUUCACAGUGCAGGGCAUGAUGCAAAUUUCAAGGCUACUCUCAUCGGUCCCCCAGCAUGUUGAGCCAACUACAUACUUCAAUGCUAUUGGUCCUCAGCUCUUAGAGCUGCUUGAUGGAGAUGACCCGGACUUGAAGAGGACUGCCUCCUACGUCAUUGGGAAUGGCAUUCUAGGCAAGCGUGCGUAUGGUGCUCCAGGGACCAUUGGUCACUCUAUAUUUAUUGAGCCAGUCUUUGCAGCACUGACUGCUGAGCUUAAUGAUUCCUCGAUGCGCUGGUUGGCGAAUCCAUUCCGGGGCGAAGGUUCGGUUCCUUUCAAGCCUGGCAAACGAGCCUCACUCCAUGUUCUCGUUGAAGGUGACCUUGUUGAUCUCGCACUUCAAAGAUUGAAAAGCCUCACAUUGCAGCAUCCAAACCCGGGACUUGUAAAGAGGAUCGUGUAUCCCAUUCUGCUCCCACUUUGGGGCCUUGCUUGUUACUCUCAACAGGCGAAUUUAACGGACACACACGAUAAAGUCAUGGCCCUUCUACAGACAUACUUUAGCAUAUCAGUCGGUGUCCAGCCACUAAAGAAACUGGUCGAUAACCUGCUCUGGGAUGGCGGGUUGACGUGGACAUUUACCAAAUCUUCCCAAGGGCGAGUAGCCUUGGGAAAGCGAACAGGUUCCGAGGGCAACCAAUCCGAUAUCAUUCGAUUGAUGGAUUCUUUACAGACCCGAGUGGAUCUUUUCGUUAGCCUUCUCGGCUCGGACCCGAGUACCGAGGAGAGGACUGGUGAUAUUUUCCUGCAUGUCAGCCAGUCGUGGCUGGUGCCGUCUCGUGAUGCCACAGGCGCCAAUGCAUCAGUCAAAGUCGACAGAAUCGGCGAUUCUAAAAACAUCAUGCAGAAGCUCGUCUGCGCAAAGGUGGCAGAGAAGCUGCUUGACAAUUUCAAGGACACUUUGUCGCGACGUCCUUUACGGGUAUUGGAACUGAUCAAGCAAGUCAUUGAUGGAGAGUUGCAUACGUUGAGCGGUAAAGAGACAACAACUCGAUCACAAAAGGCUGGCAAAGUCUCAUUAUCGUCACUCGCAAACAUUGUGCCAGAGGAGAGCCACGGCCAAGACGACGUAUCCGAUCAAGAUACCUCCGAUUCAUUGUCGACUGCUUUCAGCUUGUUGUCAACGGUUCUUGCAUCUCCUGAGUUCGCUUUAUCACAAGAAACGAAGACCCUCCUCGAGGCAAUCAAGGAUCACCUAGAUCAGCUUAUCCCACUCCUUCCGAGCGCACUAUCAAAACCGGCUACCACGUCAUCAAUGCUGUUGGAGAUUCAACUUACAUCCCCAGAGCACGACGAUACAAAGCCAACUCCUUCACACAUCACAGACCUCGAAACCCAUCGUCAAGCACUCGCAAAUCUCAACUCGGAGCUGCCCCCAGUCCAAGCGGAAGGAUUCUCACUGCUAUCGAAUUUGAUUAUGAAAUCUUCGCCAGUACUAGAUAUCCCAUCAACCCUGACUCUCCUUCUGUCUAUCAUCACCGACAUCUCUGAGGCAACUGCAAAUGACGAAUUCAUCUAUCUCAAUGCCAUCAAACUCAUCGGCACGCUUGCUUCUCGCCACCCACGAACCGUCGUCAACACCCUGGUAGACAACUACACCGACAAGAGCGAACAAAGAACUCUAGACCAGCGCCUGAAAAUCGGCGAAUCACUUCUUCGAACAGCACAAGACCUCGGUGAAGCAUUGAGCGGGGAAACAGCCAAAAUUCUCGGCGAAGGUAUCAUCGCCGUCGCCGGACGCCGGGGCCACAAACCACAAACCCAACAGGCACGCCAACAGCAAGAAGAAAAAGAACGACGACAAAAAGAGCGUGAGGAGCGGAAACACAAGGAAUCGGGCUUGCCAAAUCUCGCCGAUCUCAUGGACUCCGACUCGGAGACAGAAACGCCCGAACAGAACGCCCAUGCUGCCGCUAUCGUCGCCGCAUGGGGCGCUGGCGCGUCUGCGGACGAACAACCCGAAGACCUCCGCAUACGCGCCUCUGCGCUUUCUAUUCUCGCAUCAGCGGUACAAACCAACAUCCUCGGUCUCGGACCUGCAAUCGUCUCUUCGUCGGUAGAUUUAGCCCUAGCAACGCUAACGCUAGAACCAGCGCCCGAAAGCGCGAUCCUGCGGCGUGCUAGCGUGGUUCUUAUCCUAGACAUCCUGAAGGCUCUUGACACGGCGCGGGAAUCUCGGAAUGGCCAAGAUAUUGGAUUCGGCUUCUCUCUCACAGACGAUGGGAUGCUUCCAGGUCCACGAGGUAGUCCUGCGCGUGGUCCAUCAACGGUGGGCAAUAUCCCGAGUAUGCUGAGCACGCUUGGAUUCGUCGAGAGUGUGGAGACUGAUGGGAUUGUUCGGGGACAUUUGCGUGUAUUGAUUGAGAGUCUGGAGGCUUGGAUGGAGAAGUCGUUGAUGUGGGGAAUCGGUGCUCAGGAUGGUGGGGAACCGAGACUGGAGCUUGGGGAUCGCAUUGCUGGCUUGAGUGUUGAUCCGUUGGCUGGAAGGGGCUCUGGGAAACCGCGCAUUGAAGAGAUUGAGUAGGAAUACACUGGUUGACACAUUCUAUUCUAGUCUAUCUAGUCUAUUUAUUCUGUCCAUUCUUCCCUCCGUCCUGUCCCUCCGACCUUGUAUAAGCUAUAGUCCUAGUCAUUCAAAGAAGGGAGUUUCCUUGCAUAAAAUGUCAUUCAUUACUGGCACCAAGACCAGACCAAUCAAAACUAGAUACAUUUUCUCACAAUGAGACACAUCCAUUAACUCAGCCUCUUCCGCCGAGGUCGUCUCAAAUCCUUGCAGGGAUGAAAGAACCAUCCCAGAUCCAGCCUAAGGCGAACGCGGGGGAACAAGAUGGUCAACGAUCCACGUUAAGAGGUUGACUCAAACAAGGUAGACAUAUGGAAAAGAUCAUUGAGAACGCCGUACUGAGGAACACGACCGUAGGGACGAAUAAGAACAGCCGAAAACACCUAAUGCAAUGCGCCGAACACCGAUUUCCAGGUCUAGCCGACAUGGGGAUUACCGCAGACUCUUGAGGAUGGCAUCUCCAUCACCAGGAAGAGUGAAAACCACCACCUCUGGCACCACCACGUCCCAUGCCACGGCCAGGGCCUCGGCGGCCGCCACCACCCCGAAAACUUCCACGACCACGCCCACCACGGCCACGGCCACCAUGUCCAGAAACCGUGGGACGAGGUCCAGCGUUCAUCCGAGCCUCUUGCUCGCUUUCAGUAAGCUCAAAUUUGUUGGGAAUGUCCAGCAGUUUGCAGAACUCAGCAGUCUGGGAGUUUGUAUACUCCUUUGGCUGCUCCGAAGUGGUCAGGGGGACUUCAGGGUCAAAGUUAGGGGCGGUUGGUUGGAAGUUGUAGGGAACCAGCAUCCGCUUUUCCUUGACAAGAUGCUCCUCAACCCACUCUUCCUCUUCGAUGAUACGUGCACGGUAGUAUUCCUCGCCCUUGUUGGCUGGGACCUGAGCAGUUGCAUCACCUAAAACGAGAUCAUUCGCAAAUACUCGGGUAAUCGCCAACCAUUCCUUAUCGUACUCCAGACGGAAGCUUGCGGGGGAAGCCUGAGCACCGGUCGAUUUGAUGGGAUUGAUCUUCACGAGAUGCAAAAAGUCAUCCCUGUUAUGCGGCUUGUCCAGCGCGAGGAAUCGAGUGAGCUUGUUGGUGAUGUCGGCUGGGACGAGCUUCUUUUGGAUCGGCUCGACCGUGGAAGUAACAGGGCGGGCAAAGCUGGCGGGGAGCUUGCUACGUAGGCCUUCAGUGACUGCGCGGUCUACCAGAGGCUCUUCGGAGGCAGUGGCGUUAUGCUUGGAUCCGUCGGAAGCAGGAAUAUUGAUCUUCGGUGCUUUGGUAGGAGACGGGUUUCCAGAACCAGACUCGUCGGAUUCGCUGCUUAAAUCCAAGUCGAUCUCAUCCUGGUUUAUACCAGAAGUGAACGGAUCGAUAGUGACUUCGUUUGAUCGCUCCUUAGAUUCUGCCUCGCGUUCCUUAUGCAGCUGAGCCGUCUCAAUGGAGUCCUGCUCCAUAAUACGACACUCUUGCUGCUCAGCCUCUACGGAGCCACCUUCGGCGGAGUCGUUCCCAACUUGCAGGUUUUCCUGAGCGGUAGCGGAAGCUGGGCGCAAUGUGUCAAUUACCAUUGGAGUCGGCUCCAGGUUUGAAGUGGCGUGAUCAGAUGAAGCGGCAACAGGGGAAGGUGAGGGGGAUUUGACUGAAGACGGGGCCAUGGUUUUGGAGGCGGCCUUGGGAGAGACAGCGGGGACAUGAGCCUCAACAGCCCAGACAGAAGGCUGAUCAGCAGGGAAGGGUAUCUUCGCAAGGCUAGCACCAUCAUGAGCUACGGCAGCAGCGAACUUGACAUGGAGGUGAGCGGAGAACCAGUAUGCCGGGCGAAGACGAUCCAGAACAUCACGAGCCGCUGCAUUACCGAGGCGACCGUGUUCAGAGUCCUCCCUGAAGCCACGCUUCUUCCGGAACAGUUCUUGAUGGUCGCCGGAAUACUCGAUGCCCCGUGGCCAGUCAUGAGAAAGGCCAAUGUCGACUUGAGUUCGGACCUGCAGUAGCUUGCGAACAUCCAGCUCCCGAAUGUGGUACACGCUGUGCAAAUCAUCCGAAUUGUACGGGAGUCUUUCGAAAUGAGGUUUGCGGAAAUCAUACCCCUUCCAGAUACCCGACAUAGCGGAAAUUCUCAGCGGACCAAAGCGGACAACGUUGGCGGCACCAAGAUAGUAGAUGUUCGGAGCUGCCCACCCACCGUAGUACAGCUCGAACAUGUAGUUGCUUGCCUCGUGGUUGCCCCCACAAAAGAUGGUGAGGUACGGGGCGACCGCCUCGCCACUGUAGUACUUGUAGAAGUCGCCCAUGGACUUCCACUUGGCAGGUACGGAGAUGCAUGCGGCAUCAUUG
Molecule: messenger RNA, 5836 nt
Organism: Penicillium brasilianum
Lineage: Eukaryota; Fungi; Ascomycota; Eurotiomycetes; Eurotiales; Aspergillaceae
Source: the annotation of a GenBank genome assembly